AUGGCACAAGUCCCUCCGAACAAAUUAACGGAGCUGCGUUCGAUAAUCGACAAUGUGCCGGCCACCGAAAAGUACCCGUACAUUAAGAAGAAGCUCACGGAACAUUUCGCCGACAGCCAGCAGAGACGUUUGCAUCGGGUUCUGUCGGAUAUGCCGCUCGGAGACAUGAAACCCAGCCAGCUGUUCAACGAGAUGAAGCGUGUUGCUGGAAAUUCUCUCGGCGAGACGGUGCUGAUGGAUUUGUGGGCUACUAGACUGCCACCCCAUGCUCAAGCUGCUGUGAUCGCAUCAAAGGGUGACGCCGCCGAGAAGACGACUAUCGCGGAUGCCAUCGUCGAUUCGAUGGGUCUUCGUAACAUCCACGCCAUCGACAUGAAGGCGCAGCAGACACCAUCGUCAUCAACACACGUGGCGGAUAAACCAACGCAAGGCACCAUCGAAGCCCUUCAUCGUGAAAUUGCACAGCUAUCGAGCAACCUCGAAAAAAAAUUUUCUGCACGUGGUGCCGGCGGUUAUCGAGGGCGAUCGCGUUCACGCUCACGUGGUCGUGAAAAGUCAACAUUCGUUUCCCGUGAUAAAACGCCGUCGGAUGAACUGUGCUGGUACCAUCGUGUUUUUGGACAUGACGCGCGGCAGUGUCGGAAACCGUGCUCAUUCGGCCAGUCAUCGUCGUCUGGCACAGCCAGCAAACAGUGA
Molecule: messenger RNA, 696 nt
Organism: Toxorhynchites rutilus septentrionalis
Lineage: Eukaryota; Metazoa; Arthropoda; Insecta; Diptera; Culicidae
Exons: 1
Coding region: 1-696 (231 amino acids)
Source: RefSeq, a predicted model, not a curated record